Molecule: messenger RNA, 1699 nt
Organism: Lycium ferocissimum
Lineage: Eukaryota; Viridiplantae; Streptophyta; Magnoliopsida; Solanales; Solanaceae
Exons: 6
Coding region: 180-1640 (486 amino acids)
Source: RefSeq, a predicted model, not a curated record
UUCUACCAAAAAAAGAAAAAUCAAAGAUAUAUAUCGUCUUCUUCUAUCCAUCGAUCUUAAUCAUUUUGGCAACAAUACAAGAAACUAUCAAACAAAUAUCAUCUUUCCCCUUAUCUAAGUUACAUCACUUGGUUUACUUCUUCUCUCUUUGCUAACAAAUUAAAGUACUUCACUAUAAUAUGGAUAUAUUCCACAAAGCCAAGGUAGUAAGAUUCAAGAGCCAUCUUGACAAGUACCUAGUAGCCGAUGAUGAUCAAGAAACCACCCGCCAGAGCCGCUCUUCAACUAGUCGAAAAUCGUGGUGGCUAGUUGAGUUUGUUGAUGAAAACAGCCACCUUAUACGACUCAAAAAUUGUCAUAGUGGCAAAUACCUUAUGGCUUCUGAUGAGCCAUUUUUACUAGGCAUGACGGGUAAUAAAGUCGUACAAAAUUUGCCUGAGAACUAUGCGAAAGAUUACUUGAGUUCUAUCGAAUGGGAACCAAUACGGGAUGGAUUUCAAGUGAAGUUAAAGGCAUUUGGUGGUACAUUUUUACGUGCAAAUGGAGGUAUGCCACCGUGGAGGAAUUCUGUUACACAUGAUAGUCCUGCUUCUACACAUAAUUGGAUUUUGUGGGACGUGGAAACUGUUGAUGUAUCGAUGGUUUCGAGUAUUUCCGAUGGAUUUUCCGGCUUGGAAAUGGGAUCUCCGGCCAUGUCAACACGUUCAAGCUUCUCUUCUUCUCCAAGAAUAGUUGUGACCAAGAAACCAGAACAUAUGGACCUAUUUUACAAGGCAAAAGCAGUAAGACUAAAAAGCUAUCAUGAGAAGUAUUUAUUAGCAGAAGAAGAUGAAGAAACAGUAAUUCAAGAUCGUGAUGGAGCUUCCAAAAAUGCAACUUGGACAGUUGAAUUUGUUGAAAAAAACAACACCAUUCGUCUCAAAAGUCGUUAUGGCAAGUACCUCACAGCUUCAAACCAGAGAUUUCUUUUAGGUAUGACAGGGAGGAAAGUUCUGCAAACUCUGCCACAGAGGCUUGAUUCUUCUGUAGAAUGGGAACCAAUUAGAGAAGGGAACCAAGUGAAGCUUAGGACAAAGCAUGGACAGUUCUUAAGGGCUAAUGAUAGUAUUCCACCUUGGAGAAACUCAGUGACACACAAUAUUCCACAUAGGACUUCUACUCAAGAUUGGAUUUUGUGGCAUGUUGAUGUUGUUGAAAUCUUGGUCCAUUCACCUGUUCCUAAGGAUCCUCCACCUUUGGUUUAUCAUGAUGAAGACUCUACUUUGGCUUCUGAAUAUAGUUCACCCUCAUCUACUGUUUAUACUGCAUCACCUGCAAGCUUACCAGCCAGCUUUUCUAGACAAGAGUCAGAUGAGUUUUUGGCUAGUUCAUUAAUGAAGUUUGGAGAUGGGAGGCUGAUUUAUUAUCACAUUGCUAAUGAAUAUGGAGAAAUCAAUGAGGGAGUUGAAGGGGUUUGCAUACCUUUUAAGGGAAAUAGUGUUGAGGAGCUGAAGAAGACAUUGGAAGAAGAAACCGGGCUCGAGGACAUUACUGUGUGUACUAAGAGUUCUUUGAAUGGAAAACUUUACCCUCUUCGUUUGCAGCUUCCUCCCAACAAUGCGGAUAUGGAUGUCGUUGUUGUGCCAUCCGGCUUCAUCUAAAGUAGCAGGAGCUUUUGCAAAUGCAAGGAUAUCGAUGUAUAGCAAUUUAGAUGGCACUG